This is a messenger RNA of Acromyrmex echinatior (Panamanian leafcutter ant), 1429 nucleotides long. Its product is annotated as odorant receptor 94a-like. The record is from RefSeq and is a predicted model, not a curated record. Gene Ontology annotation, biological process: sensory perception of smell; detection of chemical stimulus involved in sensory perception of smell. Lineage: Eukaryota; Metazoa; Arthropoda; Insecta; Hymenoptera; Formicidae. Gene Ontology annotation, molecular function: odorant binding; olfactory receptor activity. Gene Ontology annotation, cellular component: plasma membrane.
UAAUAAAUAACAUCAAAGAAGAUAACAAAAGAUAUUAAAGAUGUUUUUACUGGCCUUUACGUUCAAAAUAUUGACGAUUUGCGGUUGUGGACGACUGGAUUCUUGGCCGACUCCAUACAAACGGUUAGUUUAUCAUGUAUAUACUAUUUUCGUAAUGUUACUAAUAUACACAUUUAUGCUAUCGCAAUUGAUGGAUCUUAUUAUAAUCGUGGAUAAUUCCAACGAUUUCACCGAUAACUUCUACGUGCUACUCGCUAUGAUCGUUUCUUGCUGUAAGAUGCUCGCUCUGUUGAUGAAUCGUAGCAACAUUGAGAUGUUAAUCAAAACUCUUAUGAGAAAACCAUUUCGACCGGUUGAACCCGACGAGAUGAAGAUUCGACAGAAAUUCGAAAAACUCAUACAGUCAAAUACGCUUUACUAUACUAUCCUAGUCGAGACAACGUGUCUGUCUGUUGCCGUGACAUCAUUAUUAACUGAAUUCAAGAAAGGAAAUUUGACAUUCCGAGCAUGGCUGCCAUUUGACUAUUCCUCAUCGCAACUUUUUCUAUUUGUAUACGCUCAUCAAUUGAUAAGUUUUACAAUGGGAUCUGUACAUCAUGUGGCUUGCGAUAGUCUCAUAUGUGGAUUCCUGGUGCACAUUUGCUGUCAGAUAGAGAUAUUGGAACAUCGUCUGAGGAAAAGCGCACGUGAUCCUAAUAUUCUUCGCGAGUGUGUCCUUCAGCACAACAACAUAUUCAAGUUUGCUCGUAUAGUAAACGAAAAAUUCAGAAUAACUAUAUUUAUCCAGUUUGUUGUAAGUACAUUGGUGAUGUGUUUUAAUCUGUAUCAAUUUACCAAGUCAACAGCAUUAAGAACAAAAUAUAUGCAGUUAAUAAUGUAUACGUGUUCUAUGCUGUCACAAAUCUUUCUCUAUUGUUGGUAUGGAAACGAAGUUAAAUUGAGAAGUCGACAGUUGAUAAAUAAUAUAUUUGAGAUGGAAUGGUUCAAAUUCAAUGAAACUGCUCAGAAAACUUUACUAAUGGUCAUGAGACGUGCUGUAGUACCAAUUGAAUUUACUAGUGCCUGUGUUAUUUCUAUGAAUCUGGAUUCGUUUGUGAGUUUACUCAAGACAUCGUAUUCGGCUUAUAAUAUACUUAAGCAAACACAAAGUUCAUAAUGUUGGAUAUAUAUAUAGCAAAAAUAUCGGUGACAUCAACGCAAUGUGAAUCUAUGUCACAAAUAUGUGAAUAUGAAUAUCACAUGUAUACAUAUAUAAAAUCUUAUUAUCAUAUAAUACAGAUAAUUAUCUCUCGUAUUAUUGAUAUCAUAAACAGAAAAAAAAAACUAAAAUAUUUGUGUACUACAAUUUCUAUUACAACUCAUUUUGAUAUACGGAUUUUACUUAUAUUGCACAAAUAUAUUAUUAGAAGUUGCAUUUGUAAUAAAUUAA